AUGGACUGCGCAUUCUCGUCGUCGCCGUCUCCACGGAAGCGUGAGCAGCGCGCUCAGGGGUACGAGGAGCCGGCCGUCCUCGCUGCCAAGACCUCCUUCAUGGUGAACGAGGUGGAGGAGCUGUACGAGCUCUACAAGAAGCUCAGCUUCUCCAUCUUCAAGGACGACCUCAUCCACAAGGAGGAGUUCCGGCUAGCCCUGUUUAGGACCAGCAAAGGCGUGAACCUAUUCGCGGACAGGGUGUUCGACCUCUUCGAUCUCAAGUGCAACGGGGUGAUCGAGUUCGGUGAGUUCGUGCGCUCGCUCAGCAUCUUCCACCCCAAAGCGCCUGAGUCUGAAAAGACCGCAUUCGCAUUCAAGCUGUAUGAUCUGAGGGGGACAGGCUACAUCGAGAAACAAGAGCUUCGGGAGAUGGUCGUGGUGCUUCUUGAUGAGUUCGACCUAUGUCUCUCUGACAGCGCCGUCGAGGAGAUCGUUGAUAAUACGUUCAGUCAAAACCCUGAAAAUUACAAAAAUUGA
Messenger RNA from Triticum urartu, 519 nucleotides. RefSeq names its product calcineurin B-like protein 4. NCBI's taxonomy places the organism in Eukaryota, Viridiplantae, Streptophyta, Magnoliopsida, Poales, Poaceae. The record is from RefSeq and is a predicted model, not a curated record. Gene Ontology annotation, molecular function: kinase binding; calcium ion binding. Gene Ontology annotation, biological process: calcium-mediated signaling.